AAUGAUCCAUGAACACUAGCAUUCACACGCUUGCUUCACUAUAUUUGCAGGCCUUUUUUUUUUUUGGGUAAUCAUAUUUGCAAGCCUUUUAUUCUUUGGUUUUCUUCCCUUUUCCUUGUUUUAGAAUUGGAAUUUUUCUUGGGUGAGAUAAAGGGAAGAACUAAUUGGGUAAGCAGCUAGGUCUAAUAUAGUAAAAGGGAAAAAAAUAAAUAUAAAAGGCAAAGAUGGGAAGGGGUAGGGUUCAGCUGAAGAGGAUAGAGAACAAGAUCAAUCGCCAGGUAACUUUCUCCAAAAGGAGAGCAGGGUUGCUCAAGAAAGCACACGAAAUUUCUGUGCUAUGUGAUGCUGAGGUCGCUUUGAUUGUCUUCUCCCAGAAAGGAAAGCUCUUUGAGUAUGCCACUGAUUCAUGCAUGGAGAAGAUACUGGAACGCCAUGAAAGGUAUGCGUAUGCAGAGAGACAGCUAGUCGAAAAAGAAUCUGAGACACAGGGAAACUGGACCAUUGAAUAUUCUAGACUCAAGGCAAAGAUUGACCUUUUGCAAAGAAACCACAGGAACUACAUGGGAGAAGAUUUGGCUUCAAUGAGUCUCAAAGAGCUUCAAAAUCUGGAGCAGCAGUUAGAUACUUCCCUCAAAAAAAUUCGUACACGCAGAAACCAACUCAUGUCCGAGACAAUUUCUGAUCUUCAGAAAAAGGAGAAAGGGAUAAAAGAGCAGAAUAACAUGCUCGCAAAGAAGAUCAAGGAGAAAGAGAAGGCUACAGUACAGCAGGUUGCUCAAUGGGAGCAGUCAAACUACAGGGUUGAUACCUCUUUCUUACAACAGCAACCCCUUCCCACUUUGAACAUUGGUGGCAAUUACCAUCAGGAAGCACCAGAACUGGGGAGGAACGAGCUUGACCUGACCCUGGAACCACUAUAUUCUAGCCACCUCCGAUGCUUUUGAAAACUUGUUUUCUUUGAGGUUGAUGAUAUUAUAAAACUGCUGGCAUAACAAUUCUAUGUCGUCGUGUUUGAAUGCUUUAUCUAUAUAUGGCUCUCAUGGUAUAUGGUUUUCCCAGCUUUUAAGACAUUAAU
Messenger RNA from Gastrolobium bilobum, 1075 nucleotides. RefSeq names its product truncated transcription factor CAULIFLOWER A-like. Gene Ontology annotation, biological process: positive regulation of transcription by RNA polymerase II. Gene Ontology annotation, cellular component: nucleus. Lineage: Eukaryota; Viridiplantae; Streptophyta; Magnoliopsida; Fabales; Fabaceae. The coding region runs from base 225 to 944 and encodes 239 amino acids. The record is from RefSeq and is a predicted model, not a curated record. Gene Ontology annotation, molecular function: RNA polymerase II cis-regulatory region sequence-specific DNA binding; protein dimerization activity; DNA-binding transcription factor activity, RNA polymerase II-specific. The transcript is spliced from 8 exons.